GACGGACGAGCUGCAGGCGCAGGAACCUGCUCAGUUUGGUGCAGCAUGACGAUGAAGCUGUUGCCAGUUCUGCUGGUUAUUUUUCUUCCAAUAUACAGUCAAGAAACUGCAGGUAAACACUUGCUUCGCUUUUUGACCUUCUGUCAGAAGGAUGAGCAGGGGGACGGCCAGUAUGAUAUCGAAUUUGACGGCGAUCAGCUCCUCUACGUUGACCCUGUCACCUAUCAGGCCUUCCCACGUCUACCUGAGUUUGUAGAGCAGUGGAGCCUUGAUCUUGGACUGGCCCAAGACGCAUAUGUGUCCCUGGGUACCUGCCAGUACAACAUCCCACGUGCCACAAAGGGAGAAAAUAAUCCACCAGAGGUCAUAGUCAGUCCCACUUCCCUGAUCUUCCCCAAGCAGAAGCUGGAGCUCGGGGUCCCAAACACUCUCAUCUGCUUUGUGAACGACUUCCAUCCGGCACUAGUCAGGAUCGUCUGGACCUGGAACGAUCAGCCGGUGGACCAGAGUGAGGUCAGCCAGACCGACUACUACUCCAACAGCGACUUCAGCUUCCGCCUCUCAUCCUACCUGAACUUCACUCCGCAGCAGGGCGACAUCUACUCCUGCAGCGUGGACCACAUCAGCCUGCGGAUGCCUCUCACCAAGUUCCUGGAGGUUCAGCUACAAACAGACCGGCAGGUAGAGACAGCAGUGUGUGUUUGUGGUGUGAUGCUGGGGCUGAUAGGAGUUAUCACAGGACUCUGGUUGAUCAUGAAAGCCAACAAGUCCUGUCAGGCGCAACACACAUCAAGACAAACACCUGAAUCUCUGUGACACACAUGUGAUCAGCGUUUUUUUCCCCUUGUGUUUUUCCUCUGGGAGUGACAUGGAGAGAGAUUUCUUUUUGUCCCCAUGUUUGCACCUGCAAUGUUUUCUGUCUGUUUUUUAGCAUUUCUGCAACAACACCAACCUAAGCUAAAAAAAAAAGCUUGACGUUUUGGCAAAUACGCUUUUGCUUUCUGGCAGAGAGUUAGAUGAGAGUAUUAAUCCUCUCAUGUCUGUACUGUAAAUAUAAGGCUUCAGCAAGGAGAUGGUUAGCUUAGCUUCGCACAAAGACUGGAAACAGGGGGAAACAGCUAGCCUGCCGAUGUGUUCCACCUUCUGUUCCAGCACGACUAUUCUUGCACAUAACCCCCCAUAAAACAGCAAAUUGUUGUUUUCAUGCUUCUGUUUUUGUUUGGGUUAAA
Messenger RNA from Chelmon rostratus (copperband butterflyfish), 1229 nucleotides. Its product is annotated as RLA class II histocompatibility antigen, DP alpha-1 chain-like. Gene Ontology annotation, molecular function: MHC class II protein complex binding. The record is from RefSeq and is a predicted model, not a curated record. NCBI's taxonomy places the organism in Eukaryota, Metazoa, Chordata, Actinopteri, Chaetodontiformes, Chaetodontidae. Gene Ontology annotation, biological process: immune response; antigen processing and presentation of exogenous peptide antigen via MHC class II; peptide antigen assembly with MHC class II protein complex. Gene Ontology annotation, cellular component: MHC class II protein complex; membrane. The coding region runs from base 46 to 816 and encodes 256 amino acids. The transcript has 4 exons.